AUGGUGAUUUACGGAUUGAUAAUCUUGUUUUCCAUCCUGUUGAUAAUCUUGUUUUCCAUCCUGUUGAGGCGUGUUUUCCAUUCUGGAAAACCAUGGCCUCUUGUUGGACGGAAGUUUUAUAUUGCAUUUUCAUUUUUCCGUGGUGCAUCAAUCUUGGCAUGUGCCCACAACAGCGAAGAUGAUUCAAUGGAUGAUAUUGAUGAGAUUCAAAUUCUAUUGGAAUGGAAUCACGAAUUCCAAUUAUGUUGGAAUGGAAUCACAAAUUCCAAUUCUAUUGAAAUCACAUAAGUUGGUGCUUGAAAAACGG
Lactuca saligna is the source of this 307-nucleotide messenger RNA. The record is from the annotation of a GenBank genome assembly. NCBI's taxonomy places the organism in Eukaryota, Viridiplantae, Streptophyta, Magnoliopsida, Asterales, Asteraceae.